Molecule: messenger RNA, 3232 nt
Organism: Mizuhopecten yessoensis (Yesso scallop)
Lineage: Eukaryota; Metazoa; Mollusca; Bivalvia; Pectinida; Pectinidae
Exons: 1
Coding region: 943-3069 (708 amino acids)
Biological process (GO): engulfment of apoptotic cell; apoptotic process involved in development; phosphatidylserine exposure on apoptotic cell surface
Cellular component (GO): plasma membrane
Source: RefSeq, a predicted model, not a curated record
UGGACUUUAGAAGAAAGUUUUACAAUCUUCCACCCUGAUAAAGACUCUCCAAUCAGAUGGCCGACUAUUGUGGAACAAUACCGAAGUUCUAACCUUCGUAUCGUCUUACCAACAGAUUGGACUGUCAAUUCAGAACCAUAUAUCGUCUUUCUACAAGGCUUUUUUCAAAGAUUUACAUCGCAAAGUUUCAUCUUCUAAACUCUUGUUGUAGCUGAGCGGUUUCCAUUGGAAUAGGUUUACUGUCGGCCGUGUGACUAUAGAAGGGGACAUGAAAGAUUUAUCGACAGAGUAUAAUGCUAUUCGGAACAAGCAUGACUGCACACAAUUUGUGAUGAAAACUCUACCAUAUAUUAUUUAUACAAUGUAAAUCAUCUACACCAUGUAAACUUGCUCACCCUGGAAUUCUAUUGUGAAUGCCUUGUGGUACCCUAUCACAGGAUAGCCCCUAAAGGGAAACCUGACCCAGCAGGGUUGUAUGAGGAAAGCUAGACUUGCAGGGGGACAUACCACAGUGCAUUGUGCUUUCCCUCCGUUUCGGCUGUAGGGCUGGUAGUGUUACCAAGGGUUGGGACAAAAAGGGCUACAUUCCAGACGAACGGCCGGAUAUCAUGGCUACCCGUAAUGAGCGUAAGCAUGGACACAUUAGACUGAUUAUACUUACCUUGCGUGGUUGUAAGCUGUUGAGAUAGGACUUUCCUGUGAAGUUAGAAACUGUUCUAAGGGAGACGUGUAUUUGAUGACUGUAUUGGUCACCUUUGAUGUGCUAUCCUAUACAAGUAACAAGAUACUUAGUGACUAUUUGAUAUCUAGUUGACAGAUUUCAGUUGAUACCUUUAGUUCUGACAUUAAAGUGGACGUGUUAGCGGCAGUGAUAAUUGCUAUGAUAAUGGACUGGAUGUGAUACAUCGUCAUACAGUUGGAAAAGUAGAAACGACACAAACCAUGGGGUGUCUAUGUUUACCAGUGUGUUUCAGUAUUUACAUUAUAAUAUCAUUAUUACUCCACAUUGGCGAAGUGGUACUCAACAUAUUUUUCGUGGUGUAUCUGUUCCCGUCCCUGGAGACAUGGUUCACGGUGGUGCUGGGACUAAUGAUGUUGCCGAUGGUGCUGGUACAGCUUGUGUCGGCACUGCUUCUCCUCCAGAAGCGCGGCGAACACCUCACCUGCUGGCAGGCAUUGUCCACUGCCGUCAUACACAUCCUCCAACUGGGCUUUGUCUGGAGACACAUAAGGAUACUCAGGGAAUCAGAAGCCUUGUGGAAAAAGAGGGACCUAGCAGAUCUUCUGCUGUUAAGGUUGUUUUAUGCGUUUUCGGCAAGUUUACCAAUCCUUGGAAUCCAGGCCUAUUUUAUUAUCUUCAAAGGAGCUGAGGACAAGAUCAUAAUAAGUGCUGCAGUAGUUACACUGUUUUCGACAUGUUGGGCUCUAAGUUGCUUCAGACGACGCAGUGAAACUGAUGAUAUUGAAAACUUAGCCCUUUCUUGUCCAGGAACCAUAUUCCGGUUGCUGUGGAGAUCAGGAGAGCUUGUUUCGCGUGUGCUGUCCCUGGCCGUGUUUGCGUCGGUCUACCAUUACUGGGUGUUCGUGGUGACGGCAUUACACUGGCUCACCAUGCUGGUCUGUAUCUGUACGUCCUUUCUCGGCGUGCUCGAGGUUAACAAAGUCAACCGUUGUUACAGAUUUUUCCUGUGCAUGUUGAUAUCCUAUAUAUAUCUGUUUUGCCAUGUAAACUUCAGCAGUGACAGUGCUCAGUUCCGUUACGUAACCUAUUACGUCAUCAUGUUCUUUGAGAACGGAGUUCUGACGGCCGUGUGGUACCUGAGCGUGCAGGGAUUGGGGGAUAUGUUCAAAGUCUACACUCUGCUGUUUAUUAUCUGUUCUGCUUUUUUCAUAUCUGUCGUGUCCAUGUUGGUUUACUACAAGAUCUUCCACAUUCCGGGAUCAGAUAUGUCAAAAAAGAACCAUUCCAAUUUGUGUGUACAGGACGGAUGUAUCAAUUGUAAGCUCAGUCUUUGUGUCAAACACAGCAAGAUGUUACAGCGACCAUUCAGUGCCGGCUGGAUCUCCCAAUACCAGGAGGCUCUGAUUAAUGGGGACUAUUACAAAAAUCUCCUCCAAGACUCAUUUAUCGAUUCAGAAAAUGAGUCAAAAUCCUCGUCAGCUGUGUCUUGUUCUGGGAAGGAAGAACAGGAGGAGAACAAGGAGGAUGACGUCAGUCCAUUUACAAGGAAGACUUUGAGUUUUCAAUCUAACGGCACAUACAGUCACCGCCGGUUUAUCAGAACUGAUGCACAGUCCUUGGCAGCACCCAAAGACCAUUAUGACUCUGAAAGCAUGUUGUCUUAUAUAGCGCCAACUGUACCUACAGGGUCGAGUGCCAGUGGUGACUCGUCAGAUGGAAGUGUCACUUCCACACCCCUUCCGCGGUUUAUUGGUAGUCCUGCCAACAGUCAGACUCGCUUACUCACAGACAGUUGGGAUAACUUACCACAAGACAAUUUAGGAUUUGAUCCAUGUUCGAACAAAAUGUUGCCAGGUUUCCGACCAAUUCCUCACCAGAAUCUGGAAGACUGGUACUCGGACGGCUACAGUACCGACCACACAGAGUCGGUUUAUCAACUUCCCAUAACAGUUCUUGCCAAAAUGAAGAGUAGCCGGUCCAAGUGUAGAGAUCGGACAUCCUUAGCAUCAGACUCUACAGAAUGUACUAUGUGUAGAAACAUGAAAUCUUACAAACUCCUUCGUAAAUAUUCUCGGGCAUCAAGUGAAAUGUCUAAAGAGGAUGUUAUUCAGGAGGAAAAGGAGGAUGAUAGGGAUAAAAAGCUUGCUGUCAGUGACCCUGUGUGUGUAUAUUCCUAUCGAAAAGACAUCAAGUCCAUCAUACGGGACCCUCGGAGAAUGACGGACCCAGUGUACGUGGACUCGCCCCGGGGCCAGGCAUGGUACAACUGUAGUGAGUCAGGUGACAGUGCAUUUCCACAGGAGUACUUAAGCUCUAGUAACUUUGAAACAACUUUCGAUGAAGAAGAGGAUGGUAUUAGCGAGUCCAGCUAUGAACUCAUAAUAUAGAAAUAUAUAUAUAUAACUUGGUUACUGGUCACUUUGUUAAUUGAUUUUUGAUUUGAAGACAAUUUUUCAUCAAUUGACAAAGUUUUCAACAUUUAAGAUCACAGCUAGGGGACCAGUAUGACAUUUUGUUAUUGUAUAGCACUUCCCUCUCAACUCAUUCAUC